GGAGCAGUCAUCCAACUAGCAGGAUUAGGUGAAGCAGAGUGACACCCAGAGCAGGACCUUACACUUGGAGUCUCUCCAUGGACUGAACGGCCGGGAGCUCAGAGUGACUCUCAGCAGCCGCAGCGGGGAAGCCUGGCCCUCUGCAACUGUGCUUUUUCCCCCCUUGCAUCUCAAGCUGAGUCGCCACUAACGGAGGCAUAACUUCACACGCAGAUACACACAUUACACACUGAAGCUAUGGGGACAGUAAGUGAACUUUGCGUGUCCAGCCUUCAGACGUUCUUGUGUCCAGCUGUGAAGGCGCACCAAGAAGCUCAAGUGCCGGACGACCUCACCCCAGAGGAGCAGCAGGAGCUGGAGAAUAUCCGCCGGCGCAAGCAGGAGCUGCAGGAGGACAUUCAGCGGCUGAAGGAUGAGAUAGCAGAAGUGACAAGUGAGAUUGAGAACCUGGGUUCCACUGAGGAGAGGAAAAAUAUGCAGAGGAAUAAACAGGUGGCCAUGGGCCGAAAGAAAUUUAACAUGGACCCCAAAAAGGGGAUCCAGUUCCUGAUUGAGAAUGACUUGUUGAAGAAUACCAGUGAUGACAUUGCUCAGUUCCUCUACAAGGGCGAGGGCCUCAACAAAACCGCCAUUGGAGAUUACCUCGGAGAGAGAGAUGAUUUCAAUAUCCAAGUCCUCCAUGCCUUUGUGGAGCUUCACGAGUUCACAGACCUCAACCUGGUUCAGGCCUUAAGACAGUUCCUGUGGAGUUUUCGGCUACCGGGAGAAGCUCAGAAGAUCGACCGCAUGAUGGAGGCCUUCGCUCAACGCUACUGCCAAUGCAACCCUGGCGUUUUCCAGUCCACAGACACCUGUUACAUCCUGUCAUUUGCCAUCAUCAUGCUAAACACCAGCCUCCACAACCCAAAUGUGAAGGACAAACCUACUGUGGAACGAUUCAUCUCCAUGAACAGAGGAAUCAACGAUGGAGGAGACCUACCUGAAGACUUGCUCAGGAAUCUGUAUGACAGCAUCAAGAAUGAGCCUUUCAAAAUCCCAGAAGAUGACGGCAACGACCUCACACACACUUUCUUCAACCCAGACAGAGAGGGCUGGCUGCUAAAACUGGGAGGGGGACGAGUUAAAACCUGGAAGAGGAGGUGGUUCAUCCUUACAGACAACUGUCUGUACUACUUCGAGUACACCACGGACAAAGAGCCAAGAGGAAUCAUCCCACUGGAGAACCUGAGCAUCAAGGAGGUGGAGGAUAAGAAGCCUAACUGCUUUGAGCUUUUCAUUCCUGACAACAAGGACCAAGUGAUAAAAGCAUGCAAGACUGAGGCUGAUGGACGUGUCGUGGAGGGCAACCACACGUUCUACCGUAUCUCCGCACCCACAGCUGAGGAAAAGGAUGAAUGGAUGAACAGCAUCAAAGCUGCCAUCAGCAGGGACCCCUUUUACGAGAUGCUGGCAGCCAGGAAGAAGAAGGUGUCGUCCAUGAAGAGGCACUAGAGGUGUUCUGCGCUCCAGACGUUGCACUUGACAGAGAAGGGGGGGGGUCCGAGGUGUCUGCUCGCCCUAUCUGGGCCGGUGCAGAGGCCACGGUUGAGGUCUGCCUCAGGCUUCUCCAAGGGAUUUCUCUAGGAUACAUACUAAGUCUGGCUUUGGGACUUUACAGGCCAGAAAAACAGGAAGCAUGCUGGGGUUUCUAGAUAAGUCAGGGCCAAAGCCUCCUCUAACCUCCUGUCUGAAUGUCUCUCAUUCUCUCUCAGCUUUGUGUGUGCUCUCUUUCUAUGAGGCUGAAUGGGAAUCUUGCUGUGUACCUCAGCAAAAGCCCCUUUGAAGAUGCUUUAAAAAAAACCUAUUCCCAUAUACAUUGCACACAUACACAACAUGCAUACACUCAUGAUGCCCCCCCCUCAGCACACAUCGUUUAAACUCAGCAGGUCUGACAGAGUGUGGCACCCCAACCAAACUAUUGUGAAAGAAAAGUUAAGACCUUUUCUGAUGUGCUUUAAUAUGUCGGGGUAAUACGUGUCUAUUUUUACAGCUUUUGUCGAUUCCUAUCGAGUCUUUUGUGUUUGUUUGCUUUUGUAAAAAAAGGUCUUGCAACAGAAACUGCAGGGUGUGGGAGGGAGGGUCUAACUUACCAACUGUUGGUGAUUUUAUAGGAAAAAAAAAAAGGAAAACAAAAAUAUUUCUGUUAAAGAAAACAAACAAAAAAAAUUGCCACUCAGGAGAUUGUUACGAUGUUCUGAAACUUUCCAUGUCGCCGCUGACGUGGAUCCUGUUCACAACACGACAGCCAUGUGAGGAAUGAAAGCCUCAUCUGUGUCCCAGACUGAACUUUUUUAUGUUUUCGUAAAUGUGAAGCUGCAGUGUGGGGGUGGGGUGGGGUGGGGUGGGGUGGGGGGGGGGACACGACAACAACAACGUACUGCUGCACAUGAGGGUGUCUGCAUGUCUGGACAGGGUCUCAGUGUUGUAUCUGGCUCUUACUGUUCAUUUCCUGAAGGUCUUGUAGAGGCACACUGGGCUUCAUUUUGAGGUCUUAAGUUGUCUGGAAAUUAGAGCUGGUGGCCCCCUUUUUUUUUUUCUCUUCCCCUACAUUUUUCUUUUCCUCUUACCAACAUAAGACCACUUUCCAUUACUGUAUCAAAAAAAGAAAUGUAAUUGUUAGUUACUUUCACUGCUGCACAGUGCCUGGCGCUCUAGAUGAAAUGUGAUGAGAAAAGCUGCUGGUUAGCGACAGUAAUUCACAGUUCUCUUCUCCCGGUUGAACAUCUAAUUUUUGUUUCCUGCCUUUUUAAUAUACGUUUUCUCUGUAGUUGGUUACCUAUUUAUUGGUAAAACAAAUUACAAGUCAAUUUCAGCUUUCAGCCCAACCUCAUUGUUGUACAAUACUGUGUGCUUCAGGUUGUUUAUGUAUAAGACAUAAUAUAUGACAUAUUGUUGUAGCGGCUUUCAAGGGGCACAAAUAACCGUGUGGUUCAUCAAAGCUAUGCCUGGAAAAAGAAUGGGUUGUCCCCCGUCUCAGGAUCCAAAGUCUGAUGUGAAACAAUACAAAACUACUAGUUGUAUGAGGAAUGUACCGCGAUGAAGCAAAAGAUGGAGGGGCAGGAUGGCUGAUUGGUCACGCUGCGGCAGUGACAUGUUAUUUUGUCAAAUAGCAAAAACUGCAUUGAGGUACAGUUUUGCAAAUGCAGUCCGAGUUGCGCAUCACGCGGUUGUCUUUUCUACUCUCGUCCACAGUCGUCUCUCUUCUCUUCAUCUGUGCCUGCUGGUCAUUAUCCUCACUGCCUGUUUGUUCUGUUUCCUGGUUCUCAUCCUCUCUGCUCACUAAUCCUAGAGAAAUAAGGAAAAUGCAAAACAAUCAUAAUUCUAGACAGUAUUGGUUUAUUUAUCAAAGUUGUAUAUACUUAAAUGUAUAGUGGGUAUUUUGUCUUCAUUUUUUGUUUCUUAUUAGUUGUGCCAUUUUCUUUUGUUAUUCUGUUUGAUAAUGUUUGAUUUGAGGUUUCUAUCAUUACCAUUUAAUCAAGCUGAAAUAAAGACAUGUUUGUCACAA
Messenger RNA from Dicentrarchus labrax (European seabass), 3544 nucleotides. RefSeq names its product cytohesin 1a (gene cyth1a). Gene Ontology annotation, molecular function: guanyl-nucleotide exchange factor activity. Bases 238 to 1491 code for a protein of 417 amino acids. Gene Ontology annotation, biological process: regulation of ARF protein signal transduction. The transcript is spliced from 14 exons. The record is from RefSeq and is a predicted model, not a curated record. Lineage: Eukaryota; Metazoa; Chordata; Actinopteri; Moronidae.